Molecule: messenger RNA, 2346 nt
Organism: Acinonyx jubatus (cheetah)
Lineage: Eukaryota; Metazoa; Chordata; Mammalia; Carnivora; Felidae
Gene: TRAP1
Product: TNF receptor associated protein 1
Exons: 18
Coding region: 85-2193 (702 amino acids)
Biological process (GO): protein folding
Cellular component (GO): mitochondrial inner membrane
Molecular function (GO): ATP hydrolysis activity; ATP-dependent protein folding chaperone; ATP binding
Source: RefSeq, a predicted model, not a curated record
CGUCACCGCGCCGCGCCCCAGGAAGGCCCCGCCCCGUUCCGCCCCCCGCGGAGCGUGGUGUCCUAGGCGCUGGGUAGGACCGACAUGGCGCGCGAGUUGAGGGUGCUGCUGCUAUGGGGGCGCAGUCUGCGGGCGCCAGCUUUGGCGGCCGUCCCGAGAGGAAAAGCCACUCUGUGUCCUUGGCGGACCCCAGCCCCGUCCAGGAACCCCGGGAGAAACCUGGCUUCGAGCUUCCACGCCGCACGGCUCUUCAGCUCGCAGGCUGCUGAGGACCGGACGGAGGAGCCCCUGCACUCCAUCAUCCACAGCACGGAGACCGUGCAGGGUUCCAUUUCCAAACAUGAGUUCCAGGCCGAGACAAAGAAGCUUCUGGACAUUGUUGCCCGUUCCUUGUACUCCGAGAAAGAGGUGUUUAUACGGGAGCUGAUCUCCAACGCGAGCGACGCCUUGGAAAAGCUGCGGCACAAGCUGGUGUCUGAAGGCCAAACGCUGCCAGAAAUGGAGAUCCACUUACAGACGGACGCUGAGAAAGGCACCAUCACAAUCCAGGACACUGGCAUCGGGAUGACACAGGAGGAGCUGGUGUCCAACCUGGGGACGAUUGCCAGGUCGGGGUCAAAGGCCUUUCUGGAGGCGCUGCAGAGCCAGGCGGAGGCCAGCAGCAAGAUCAUCGGCCAGUUCGGAGUGGGUUUCUACUCGGCUUUCAUGGUGGCUGACAGAGUGGAGGUGUAUUCCCGCUCCGCGGACCCGGGCAGCCCUGGUUACCAGUGGCUCUCAGAUGGCUCCGGGGUGUUUGAAAUCGCUGAAGCCUCGGGAGUGAGAACUGGGACCAAAAUCAUCAUCCACCUCAAGUCAGACAGCACAGAGUUUGCCAGCGAGGCCCGUGUUCGAGAUGUAGUGACAAAAUACAGUAACUUUGUCAGCUUCCCCUUGUACCUGAACGGAAGGCGCAUUAAUACCUUGCAGGCGGUCUGGAUGAUGGACCCCAAGGACGUGGGCGAGUGGCAGCACGAGGAGUUCUACCGCUAUGUCGCUCAGGCCCAUGACAGGCCCCGCUACACCCUGCACUACAGGACGGACGCGCCUCUCAACAUCCGCAGCAUCUUCUACGUGCCGGAAAUGAAACCAUCCAUGCUUGACGUGAGCCGGGAGAUGGGCUCCAGCAUUGCGCUGUACAGUCGCAAGGUCCUCAUCCAGACCAAGGCCACUGACAUCCUGCCCAAGUGGCUGCGCUUCGUUCGAGGCGUGGUGGACAGUGAGGACGUCCCCCUGAACCUCAGUCGGGAGCUCCUCCAAGAGAGCGCGCUCAUCAGGAAACUCCGGGACCUUCUACAGCAGAGGCUGAUAAAAUUCUUCGUUGACCAGAGUAAAAAAGACCCUGAAAAAUAUGCCAAGUUUUUUGAAGAUUAUGGCUUAUUCAUGAGGGAGGGCAUCGUGACCACUGCUGAACAAGAGGUCAAGGAGGAUAUUGCAAAGCUGCUACGGUACGAGUCCUCGGCACUGCCUGCUGGGCAGCUGACCAGUCUCUCGGACUAUGCCGGCCGCAUGCGGGCUGGCACCCGCACCAUCUACUACCUGUGCGCCCCCAGCCGGCACCUGGCCGAGCAUUCACCCUACUAUGAGGCCAUGAAGCAGAAAAACAUGGAGGUUCUCUUCUGCUACGAGCAGUUCGAUGAACUGACUUUGCUACACCUUCGUGAGUUUGACAAGAAGAAGCUGAUCUCUGUGGAGACCGACAUCGUUGUUGAUCACUAUAAGGAGGAGAAGUUGGAGGACGGGUCCCCGGCCAGUGACCGCCUGUCCGAGAAGGAGACGGAGGACCUGAUGGCCUGGAUGAGAAAUGCGCUGGGGUCACGUGUCACCAACGUGAAGGUGACUCUCCGACUGGACACCCACCCUGCCAUGAUCACCGUGCUGGAGAUGGGGGCCGCCCGGCACUUCCUGCGCAUGCAGCAGCUGGCCAAGACCCAGGAGGAGCGUGCUCAGGUCCUGCAGCCCACGCUGGAGAUCAACCCCAGACACACACUGAUCAAGAAACUCAGUCAGCUGAGAGACAGUGAGCCUGACCUGGCCCAGCUGCUGGUUGACCAGAUCUACGAGAACGCCAUGAUCGCUGCAGGCCUUGUGGAUGACCCCCGAUCCAUGGUGGGCCGCCUGAACCACUUACUUGUCAAGGCCCUGGAACGCCACUGAGGGGCAGGGAUGCCCCGCUCUUGCCUGCAGUGAAAGGCCUCAAGCAGAGGUGACAGAUGGAGGAGGCAGCCAGGGAUGAAGGACUAGAUGCCACCAAUGAGAACAUCCCCUUUGAGCUUUAUUUACUUAAAUUAAAGGUAUUUCUUAAUCUAA